AUGCACUUCUUACAAUCUUGUUUUGUAGUUGCUUUUGGCGGAGAGCUGGGUGCUACUUCCUUCUAUACUGGCUUUGCAGAUGUUUUCUUUCUUUCUAGCGAGCCUUUGCCAUUGAUUGAUACUCAUAACGGUAUUAACAUUUUCAAAUGUGUUCACAAUUGUUUUGGUCCCUUUUGUGUUUUGAUCAACUACAACCAGCUCAUAGACUAUUCGGCCUCUGCUAAUGGCAAACAGACACAGCGCUCAUCUGAAGCUACAUUGGCAAGCUCUUUCGCAGCUCUCCAACUGAAAAAAUUUGAGCUUGAAUUCUCCGUCGAUCCUCUGUUCAAGAAAGCGUCCGCAGACUUCGACGAAGGUGGAGCGAAAGGCUUACUUCUGAACCAUCUUGCUAUCGAUUCACAAGGACGUAUUGUAUUCGAUAGUAGCGAUGAUGCCGGGGACGCAUCAGGCGAAGGCGAGGCCACAAGACGAAAAGACGACGCUAUACAAGAAGAGGACGAAAUUGAACCCGAUUCGAUGAUCGAUACAAUUGUUAAAGAGCCCGAAGAAGACGAGCAGGAUGUCGAGAUUGAUAUCGGAGCACUUGGUGCGAAAUUCUUCCCCAAUCUAGACCGUCUGGAGGAGCAGGAUAUUUGUCCGUCCCUGAAGAAUUUCGAUUUAGGCGACCCUUCUGGAUCAAUGGACAUCCCAUUCUUGAAAGCCCCAGAGGACUGGCGACAGGAGAAGGACAAGCCCUCCGAGGAAGACCCCAUUGGCAAUAAAACUGGCAUUUUCCUGGACGAUGAUAAUCCAGCUGGGUUCGAAGACGACGAUGACGGACUGCUGGGUAAUUUUGAUAUACCAGCCGACACUGGGUUUGGAAAGGGUGGCGAGGCAUGGGCACGCGACGCUGCGAUCGAAACCCGAAUGCGUGUCCAUGAUGCCGGAUUCGAUAAUGACGGGAUGGGAGGCGAUGGCGAAGAUGGUGAUGGCAUGGGUGCCGGUGUUUUCGACCCUGAGACCGGCGAGUAUGUUGUAUCGUUGGACCGUGGAGCUAAAACCCAGGGUGGCCACGAUGAUAUAUUGAGCUAUUUCGAUGAAGCACUGCAGAAGAACUGGGCAGGACCUGAACAUUGGCGCAUUCGAAAGAUCAAGGAUAUCAACAAGCCAACCUCGGCUACUAAGGCACGAAAAGAGAAAGAGCCUUUUGAGAUUGACUUCAUGGCUCCUCUAGGCGCCAGUCUUGCAGAGACAAUCUACACCCCAGCUUCAUCCAAUACCGUCAUUUCUCUCCCAAAGAAGGAUUGGAAGUCUAAGACAAGAAAUCUACUUCCUGACGACAAGCACUUCAAUUCAAAGCAGCUCCUGCGACUAUUCCUCAAACCAAAGGCUAGGAUGGGAGGCCGGAAAUCUGGAUUGGGCGCGAAAAUUGGCACUUUUAGUCAACCUAAGGAAGAUGAAACCCCCGAGGGCGAAAUGGAUGAGGCAUUUUGGGCUGGCAAAGAGGGACCCGCUGGUGUUGGGGAUGAGGCUGCGGUACAAGGCGACUACGAUGCCAAUUUCUUCCAAGACGAUGAUUUGCCGAUGGCAGGUGGCAUGGAUGACGAUGAUGACAUGGAGUUUGCUGACGCUCGAGAUCACUUCUCCCCUGGCGCUGAAGAGAGGGGCGACCGCGGUAUCGACGGCAUUCAUAAUGUGUUAAAUGGCGGUAUGACCCAAAGCACGGAAGGCGAAGGCGCCUUUGGUACUCAGCUUGUCACCCAAAGUCGAAGACUGAGACCAGAAUACAUGCAGUAUGCUCGGGUUGCGAAGAAGGUUGACGUUAGGAGACUGAAGGAAGAGCUUUGGAGAGGUAUUGGCCUCGAAGAUCUUGAAUCUGACCUGCCUCCGCCGACACCGUCGAGACCAACACCGCCUAUGGAAUCUAAGAAGGGAACCGAUGACAGUCUUAAAUUCACCUCGGUCAUGCAGAACUUGCAGGGCGUCUACCCAAAACAAGCAAUGGACGACAUUUCGACGAGCUAUUGCUUCAUCUGCUUAUUGCACUUGGCAAAUGAAAAGGGUCUUGUGAUUGAGAAACAAGAGGGACUGAUGGAGCUGGACAUUAGGAAAGACCCGACUGCAGAGAUUACUGUUGGUGGCUAA
Molecule: messenger RNA, 2124 nt
Organism: Lachnellula hyalina
Lineage: Eukaryota; Fungi; Ascomycota; Leotiomycetes; Helotiales; Lachnaceae
Gene: BRN1
Product: Condensin complex subunit
Exons: 2
Coding region: 1-2124 (707 amino acids)
Biological process (GO): mitotic chromosome condensation
Cellular component (GO): condensin complex
Molecular function (GO): chromatin binding
Source: RefSeq, a predicted model, not a curated record